UUAAUUUAGCCCCUGAUGGUUAGGUAAAAUGGCUGCCGGACUGUCCCGAUCAUCGGGACUAGUGAUAGCACUAGUGCUGGUGGUGGUGCUAGCUUUAGUUGCGGUGAUAUCAGCGGGGGCGGCUUUCGGAUGGUACGAUGAUGAACCUCGGGCAGUCGAGGCUCUAGAACAGAAUGGCAUGUUAAAUGCAGGUCGUCCUAAUCGCUUCGAAGGUCUACACGGGAAGGCAGCCAACGGCUUGACUGAGCGAGGACGAGGAGACGACUUCAACUAUUAUGACGACAGGACGUCUGGAUUAUUCGUUCCCUUGAGCGAAUGGUCGGGCGCAGGUGGUGGGAUGACAGGCGGGCCCAUGACAGGUGGCCCCAUGGGUGACACUGCACUGGGCCAGUGUCGGUGCAACACCAGCCACUUACUGAACCUGGUCACCGCACACAUCCCGCGGGGCCCACCCGGGAUCCGGGGCCGUGAUGGAAAACCUGGAGCUCCCGGACUCUCGGGUAACCCCGGAACUCAAGGGGAGCGCGGAAUGCCGGGGCGCAGCGGUGAUAAAGGGGAGCGAGGGGAGGUGGGCCCUCAAGGCAAGGAGGGACUCCAGGGCCCCAAAGGUGAGCCCGGGACGGACGGGCAGCAGGGCCCAGUAGGCCCGCCCGGUCCUCCGGGGCCACCGGGCAACCCCGGUAUUGCCAUGGGCCGCGGGGACCACGGACUUGGUGGACGAAAGCCGAGUUGGGGAAACGGCAUUGGUUACUCGAUGACCUCGAUGGACGGCAUGGCGGAAACGACCUCCGUGGAGGCCAUCGGGAUGCCUGGGGUGAUGGGCCCUCCCGGGCCUCCGGGCCUUCCGGGGGCACCAGGGUUACCGGGGCUCAAAGGGGCCGAGGGCCCGAAAGGGGAGCGGGGAUAUGAAGGGAUGAAGGGGAACAAAGGCAAUGAGGGCAUCCAGGGCCCGGCUGGUCGACUAGGCGACAAAGGCACUCGCGGACCUCCAGGAAUCGAUGGCAUUCCGGGCCGGCCAGGUCUGGAUGGGAUGGUGGGUCUGAAGGGACAGAAAGGAGAUCCUGGGCCAACCGGUGUCGGCCGACCAGGGCCCCGAGGUCCCAAAGGUAUCAAAGGGUCCCAGUUCUACAGUCCCGAAGAGGUGAACGCUAUGGUCAUGUCAACCAUCCAGCGGUUCACCGACAUGACACCUGAAGGUCCGCAGCAGCUCAGGGACGUUUCAAAGAAAGUGGAAGUUUUCUUACCAAAAGGGGAGCCCGGAGAGCCCGGGAUGCCUGGCCUCAUGGGCCUCAAAGGAGAGGAGGGCCCAAUGGGACCCAUAGGGCCCCAAGGCCCCACUGGCAAUAUGGGCCCUCGAGGAGAACCCGGUUCCAGCGGAGAGGCAGGAGAGCCUGGAGACAAAGGCGCUAAGGGAGAAACUGGCCCCCCGGGGCCUGUGUCGUUCUCCAACGGCACGGUGGUCGUCAUCAAGGGCCAGAAAGGAGACGCCGGAGGGGACGGAGAGGCGGGUCGGCGGGGCCUCAGAGGCCUUAUGGGUCCUCCGGGCCCACGGGGCCCACCUGGGCCUCCCGGAGGAAUUGAAGGAUUUGACGGGGACGUGGGGGGCAUCAAGGGCCAGAAGGGGGAGCAAGGCCCCCCGGGGCCUCCUGGUCCAGGGGCUGUGGGCGGGAUGGGCCGUGGGGCCACUUAUGUGGACGGGGGCCUCUUUGGUAUCGUGGCCCGACCCGGAAAGAAGCCGGGUUUCAGCGGCGUUUUUGGCGCAGACGAGACCGGGGACAUUGGGACCGCGGGACUUGGAAGCGGCAUUGCGGGGCCACCGGGCCCUCCAGGCCCAGCUGGACCCCGAGGGCCUCCUGGGCCUCCCGGGCCUCCUGGUGGGGACUCCUACUCUGGGCACAAUACCAUGCCAAUUCCGGGUCCCCCUGGACCCCCUGGCGAACGGGGAGCUCCUGGAAUACCCGGUGGCAUCAGUUCUGAUGCUGGAUAUGGUCUUCCGCUCACCACUUCAUCCACUAUAACCUUCACUUCGCGCACUUCCAUGAUUCAGGACUGGACAUCGUACUCGGUAGGCAGCCUCGCCUACGUGAUAGCCGAUGACUCAAUGUUCGCUAGGACGUCGCGAGGAUGGCGAGAAAUUAUGUUGGGGACGGUGCUGACUGAUGCCUCUGAGAGCCAGGGGAUGAGGCCGCUGCCCCCCGUGGGGGGGAAUGUCCCCGAGAUCCUGCACGGCCGUAGGAAUAAGCCGUCCUGGCAACCAAGUCCAUGGGGAGACCCGAUGAUACAGAGCAAAGACAGGAAUAUCAACCAACGAGGCCCACCAAACGUCCAUGAGCAUCAGCCGACUUCCCACCAUGAUCGCACUUCUCACGAACGUCACAACGGUCACGGUUCCGGUCACAGCAAGCACGGUUCCGGUCACAACGGGCAUGGAUCCGGUCGUAACGGCCACGGUUCGCCCGGCAACGGUCACGGUUCGAGCAUGGACACCGAUACUCGACUUCCUCUUGGACAAGAUUACUUCUACGACAGUCGCGACCGUAGCGACUACGGCCAUCAGUCGUACAACCACGAUCACACAUACCAUGAGCACCCCGGCCCUGAACCGAGCCCUGACUACGAAACUGACGAGGGCGGCUGGAGGCCAACACAAACGCCGCUUGGAGAAAACUGGGGCAGCAGCAGCGGCGAGCACCUCCGUGUGGCCGCGCUCAACGAGCCCGUGUCGGGCGACAUGAAAGGCCAAAAAGCCGCCGAUUUUUCGUGCUAUCGACAAGCGCGAUCUGCAGGGCUGACUGGAUCCUUCAGAGCAUUCCUGGCCGACUCGUCCGGUAUCACGUCGCUCGUCAGAUCUACUCUGCAGAAUUUGCCUCUGGUCAACCUCAGGGGGGAGACUAUCCUAAGCUCAUGGCAAGACUUGAGUCUCACAGGAGGGCUGUUCUUGGAGGCGCCGAAGAUCUACUCGUUUGACGGUCAAAACGUGGCUGAAAGUGAACGAUGGCCUAACAAGUACGUCUGGCACGGUGCGACGCGGCGCGGUGAGAAGGCCGACAACUGCAACGCUUGGACGUCAUCCGCCGCGAUGAGGGUUGGUCACGCCUCCAGUCUGCAGUCGAUGCAACUUCUGGCACAAGAGAAAAUAUCCUGCGAUAAUCCUUUGGUCGUUUUGUGCGUCGAAACUAACCUGCCAAAACGCAGGAAGAGGAGUCUUACGAAACGAAGCAUCGAAAACCUUGAGGCUGAGAGGGCAAAUGAAACUAUAAUUCAUGGAGACUCUUUCGUUUGGGUCACGGAGGCCUCACAAGGCAAAAAAAGAUUGCAGGAGUCAAUUGAUGAUGGAAAUUUCAUGGUGACUAAGAACCGAGUUAAGGCAUCUCAAUUUUCCAACAAUGAAAGCAAAUUUUCAAUUCAACCAAAUUAUAAGGCUCUGAAUAAUGAUCUAUCAUCGGAUGAAGAUUCAAAUGAACGUUCAAUGAACAAGAAAUUCUUCAGAAGUUUCAAUAGCACAAGUGAGCCAGAAAAAUCAGGGCAUCUUCCCAACUUAGAUUUGAAUGCACAGAGCCAUCGCGACGAGGCAAGAAGGAAGACUGUCAAUAAAAAGAUCUUUGAGAUGAUGGAUUUGAUGGAAGAAGAGGAUUAAAUGAAGGUUCGAAAACUUUAAAUAUCUUGAAAACAAUUCUUGAGACGAUUUUAAAAUUUUGAAGAAAUUGACAAAAAUGAAUGAAUUUCGGAAAACUAGUCACGCUUAGGGUAUCUAUAAAAUGAUGGAAAUGUCACAUGUGUACAAUAUGAGCAUGAGUUGUGAAAUGUCGAUUACAUGCGCUGGGAAACUGUCCGAUGAGUAGAGAUCGUAUAUUUGAAUAAUGUGUGAUCUGAAAAAUAAACGAGUAUUGAAGUAAGCAACAAAGCAACCUCGUGGAUAACCGGAAUAAACUUCUUAUAUUCAGCCAACUCGAUUUGUAAUGUAAUCAUUCAAGUAAAUUAUAUUCCUAGCUAUACCCCAACUGUUCUAAUUGCAUGGCGUUGAUAAACGUAUUGUAAUUUAAUAUUUCAUGCGUAUUGGGGAUACAAGCUUUCAAAUUUCACGAAUGAUUUUCUGUAGUAAGGAGCGUUUGUUCAAUGAUAGGUAAUGUCAACAAAUGUUGUGUAAUUCCAGGGCGUUGAUGAACGUACCUAUUGGGCUUCCAGUAUUACCAAGUCUUCCACAUAAUUGUGCCUAGAUAUUAAAUACCUAUAGCUUAUAAAUCCGUUGAAAUUAAUAAAUGUUAAAAAGAUAUAAUACAAUGUGUAUGUUUUAUUUAUUGUAAUAGAAUUCUUAAUAUGGACGUAUGGACCUUGAAUUUAUUAAAUUACGGAAAUAUGAAAUUUAGUGCUUGAAAUUCCAAAAUAUUAUCUUAUAUCACCAUUAAUUCAAGGUACAAUUGAUAAAUAAUUAAUAUGCAUUUGAACCCACACUUUAUUUUAACAAAAAAAAACAAUUCAGCUUAAACUAUUUCAAACUCAGCUUGAUAUUAGUUCGAUAAUUUAACCACAUCAAUAAAAGAUUAUUGAUCAAUUCUGUACAUAUGUCGUAAAAAUUUUUUUGGAAUUAUAAUGCGACAAAAUGAAUAACAGUUCUGCUCGUGUUAAUUAUUUGACAUUUUUCCAAGGUUUUAGCAUAGCUGCAUGUGAUACCAAUUUCUUGUUAGGUCAAGCAUUUAUUGAGAUAUUUAAACGUAGUUCAUAACGCAUAUUAUCGUAAUGUAUAACUAAAUAAAUUCUUCAAAACGAUA
Hyalella azteca is the source of this 4769-nucleotide messenger RNA. RefSeq names its product collagen alpha-1(XVIII) chain. The transcript is spliced from 27 exons. NCBI's taxonomy places the organism in Eukaryota, Metazoa, Arthropoda, Malacostraca, Amphipoda, Hyalellidae. The record is from RefSeq and is a predicted model, not a curated record. The coding region runs from base 29 to 3637 and encodes 1202 amino acids.